This is a messenger RNA of Esox lucius (northern pike), 4599 nucleotides long. It is a transcript of the gene ptdss2, whose product is annotated as phosphatidylserine synthase 2. Bases 581 to 2095 code for a protein of 504 amino acids. NCBI's taxonomy places the organism in Eukaryota, Metazoa, Chordata, Actinopteri, Esociformes, Esocidae. Gene Ontology annotation, biological process: phosphatidylserine biosynthetic process. Gene Ontology annotation, molecular function: L-serine-phosphatidylethanolamine phosphatidyltransferase activity. The record is from RefSeq and is a predicted model, not a curated record. The transcript has 13 exons.
GUUCUCAGCUUCGCAUCAACUGAAAUUAUUUUCGAGGUACAUGUAGGUGGCUGUUGGAGCUCGUCCUCAAGUAGGACGUUGCGUGGAUAGAGUAUCUAUGUAGUACCACUUAAAGAGGAGGUCGUUUUGUAUCGUUAACCAGUCUUUCUCAAUACAGUUAUUUGCUAAUCUCACACUUAUUUCUUGGUGUGGGAAUCAUCCCGCCAGGUUGAUAGGGAAUACCCAUGUGUCCGCUUAUGUAGCCUAUCUUCUGUUUUAUGUUGGGUUAGGUCGCUAUAGUCUUUAGCGAGCUAUGUACUGAGUCUGACUUUGUAGGCUGUUAUAAUUUUUUGCCUAAUUGCAGAAUGACUAUAAUUCAUGUAGCGAGGCAGUUAGCGACUGAUACCUAGUUACUUCAGUUCAAUGUCAGCCUGAUUUUUAUUUUUUAUUAUUUUUACAGUGCUAUGACAUCGACGGAGUAUGGACAGCAAUAACUGAUGCUGACGAACUUGGACAGGGUUGUUUCGGAUGACACGAAGUGAAGACCAGAAGUCAUUUUCCGCACAAUCUAUAGCUAAAGGACCUAGGCAUCUGGAAAGCAAUGACCAAGCCCGACCCGAAGAGGAGCAGCAUGGCUCUUAUUACUGGCAGACCUUCCAAUGCAGCGGAGGAGCAGGUCAUUAACUGCUCCUCUGACCGGUCGGUUUCUGACUCCUCCCACCACGGCGCAGCCCCGGCGACUCCAACCAAACCCAAAUCGGCGAAGCAAGUCUCCCGAGAGAACCUUUCAAGACGAAACACAGAGACGGAAGUGUUCGACGAUGGGACCAACACCUUUUUCUGGAGAGCCCAUACAGUGACUGUGCUGUUCAUACUCACCUGUGUGUUGGUCUACGUCACGCUAUUGGAGGAGACCCCCCAGGAUACGACGUACAACACUAAAAGAGGGAUUGUGGCCAGCAUUCUAGUGUUUCUCUGCUUUGGAGUGACACAAGCCAAGGACGGCCCAUUCACCAGGCCACACCCAGCAUAUUGGCGCUUCUGGCUAUGUGUCUCUGUUGUCUACGAGCUCUUCCUCAUCUUUGUUCUGUUCCAGACGGUGCAUGACGGGAGACAGUUUAUGAAGUCCAUCGACCCCAAACUGGGGGUGCCCCUGCCUGAGAGGGACUAUGGUGGCAACUGCCUCAUCUAUGACCCAGGGAACACCACUGACCCCUGGCAUAACAUAUGGGACAAGAUGGAUGGCUUUGUCCCAGCUCACUUUCUCGGUUGGUAUAUUAAGACACUGGUGAUCAGAGACUGGUGGAUGUGCAUGAUCAUCAGCGUGAUGUUUGAGUUCCUGGAGUACAGCCUGGAGCACCAGCUCCCCAACUUCUCUGAGUGCUGGUGGGACCACUGGAUAAUGGAUGUGCUUGUGUGCAAUGGCCUUGGGAUCUACGCUGGGAUGAAGACCUUAGGCUGGCUGUCUAUGAAGCCCUACCAGUGGCAGGGCCUGUGGAACAUUCCCACAUACAAGGGGAAGAUCAAGCGCAUAGCUUUCCAGUUCACGCCCUACAGUUGGGUGAAGUUUGAAUGGAAGCCAGCAUCCAACCUACGCAGGUGGCUGGCUGUCCUGGGUAUCAUCUUCAUGUUCCUGCUGGCGGAGCUGAACACCUUCUACCUAAAAUUUGUGCUGUGGAUGCCCCCAGAGCACUACCUCGUGCUGCUACGCCUUGUCUUCUUCGUCAACGUGGGUGGUGUGGCCAUGAGGGAGAUCUACGACUUCAUGGAUGACCCCAAGUUCUAUAGGAAGCUGGGGCAGCAGGCGUGGAUGGUGGCGGCCAUCACCGUGACAGAGUUCCUCAUCGUGAUGAAAUACGACCCAGAGACCAUCAUGCUGCCCAUCCCCUUCUUCGUCACCCAGUGCUGGAUCCUGGGAAUCCUUCUCAUCCUCUGCUGGACACUGUGGCGAUUCUUCAUCCGUGACAUCACUCUUCGCUACAAAGACGCUCGCCGGCGGAAGCAGGAGGUCACGGGGGACAGCAACCGUCCCCAUGGCAACGGUAGCACGGCAACCUCGUCGGGACGAAGCAAACUCAAUGGCAGCUCCGAGACACUCCGACACAGGAAGUCCUGAGGAGUUGUGGGGCAUGGGGGGUCGGGAGGCUGCAGUCAAGUUGCCAGUAGGGAGUGGGGGGAGGGACAAAAAAUGAGAGCCGCUAUAAGCGCUGCAGCACCGCACACGCUCAGUCACCUGGGUUACCGGUGUAGCGGUGUUAGGAUAGUGUGUCUUGGAGAAAGGGGGAUGUUGUUCUUGUGCCUACUUGAACAUUCAUUCCAAUGCUGGCUUUUCACUGUUAACACUAAUCACUGAACACAACUCCUCACAGGGAUUCUGGGUUGGUGUGUCCGCUAGCUAUCUCAUACUACAGGGAUUUACCUAAUUUGUGUUAUUGGGCUGGGAACUUUACAGGGCCGACUUAAAAUUUCUGUUGUCAUGUUAAUUUAAUUAGAUCAAAGGGGUCACUCUUGCACUUGGCAGACGGGGUGGGCGUGGCUAAAUAAAUAAAACUGAUGAAUCAGAACUGACCGGUGAGACAGAUUGGCCACUGAAGCAAGGGGAAGACUGAUAUGAGGGACCGGGGGUGGGGUUUUCAUUGGGAAACGGUCCAUUGACGAUGUACAAUAAAAUGGCUGGUGACAUGUUUUCAGCCGAUUGCAGCAUGUCAGAAAACUGGGAUAGAAGUCCUUUAUGGAGAUGUGGGACAUUUCUGUCAGUUGGAACAAAGCGACCUAAUGCAUGUUCAUUCUCUAUUUCAAACGUAUCGAAAAACCUAUUUCGUGUUGUCCUGCAUUAGGUCAGAGGAUAAUUUCCUCUCAGUCCUAGCUAACCUGUCCCCCACUAUGCAGCUUUCUCAAGAGCAACACUCACGGUAAGCAGUUAUAUAUGCUGUUUUAUAUGCAGUCAGUCCGAAUUGGAUGUUGAAAUAUCUGUUCUAUAAAACAUUUGAGGGAAAAAAAACACUAGUAUAAGAACUCUACAGAGAAGAACUUUAAACAAAUGUUGUGGUUAUUCACAAUUAGUUUUAGAGAUAAAUGCAUGAUUGUCACUCAUAUACCGUAGGUGUUCCAACAUGGAGGCAGACAAGGGUGGGCAGACGGUCAGGCAGACAGACUUAACCUACUGAAGAGGAAGGACAGUCACACUUGCUUACUCAGAAGUGGCAUUACUAUGAUUAUUGAGCUUUGACAUAUCCAAAUUAGUUUUCUUCUCUGCAGAAUAACUUUGACUUACAGAAUAAUGUUCAUUAAUUGCUGUAAAUUAAGCAAGUUGCAAAGGAGAAAAACAAAAGACUGUGCUGUCCCAAAACUAUAGAGAUGCAAUGCCAUCAAUAAAUCCAAGCUUUUUGGGCACCGCAAAAAUCGUUAGCGUCAAUGCUGUCAAAAUAAGAUUCCAUAAUGUGGUCAUCACAGUUGUAAAAUUACAUGAAGGAUUUGAUGUGCUGUGAAGCUAUGUUUUACUUCAGCAGAAGCUUUACAUACAUAAUGAACUGUCCAAUUAUCCAAAGUAUGCAUUUUAAACUUGCCUAAAAGCCCUUCUAAUUAGCCUUGUGAAUAAAUGACACUGAUGUAUUCAUAGGUAAUGAGUCUCAGAAUAGACAAAAUCCAAUUGUCAAGUAACAAUUAGUCUGGGCUUUCCAAAAAAAAAGCACCUCAUCACAAUGUGUAGUAUGUUGGCACUUCAACCAUGAAGGGACGACUUUUGUUGCUAUCCACAUUACGGAUAGCUGGGACCAAAAUGUAUCCCAUGUAUGUUGGUUAUUACCUUCUGAAUUUGUAAGGGAGAAAAGGGCACAUCCCUAAAGAUAAGGAGAAAAUCGUCUGCUUUGCAUUGCUCAGGGCUCAGUGUUGACUACUGGGACAUGAACUUUGGCACCUUUAUUCCAUGUGUAAUUAUAAGCAACAUGCAACGUAAAGUAACUCAUUUUGUGUCUGAAAAGGUAUUGAUGUGUCUGUUUCUGGCUGAAGAGUAGAAGACUUGUGCGAACUAUCUCCAAAUUGCCUGAUGUGACAUAGAGUAUGCGUAGUGACAUUCUAAUCUAUUGUGAAUGUAAACCAACAGCAAAGAACCUUAAAAGUAGAGGGCUUCCCUUUAGAUGCCAAUGAUUUAACAUGUUAUGUGCUGGUUACAGCUGUGUUAGCAACACAGCAGAGGGGUUGAUUGCCAUCACCAUAUAUUUUGCUUUAGGUUCCUUUUUUUAUUGAAUUAUUUUUCCCUUUCCUGGCAGAAUUGUGUCUGGAAAUAAUGAAGGUAUUUAUGUAUCCAAAUUAUGGAUUUGAAUUGGUUUGACCAUAUUUGACCCCCUUUGAAUGUUUAGACUGUCUCAACAAACAGCGCCCAGUGAAAGUCUACACAUUCCUUCAGCUGCCUUUUUGCCCAAAGAGCGCCCAGUGAAUUCUAUACCAGAUUCACUGAGAUUUAGCACACUUGUUCUCCCAUGAGUUGUGCAAGGUUGGCAGAAUCAUUUUCUAUAAUGGCUGCCAAAUGGGACUUCACCGAUGAUUAACUCUAUAGUGUGGCGGUACACACAAUCAUUACAUGUUGUAGGUUGUGUAGAUCAGUUGAUAGAAAAUAUAUUA